Messenger RNA from Neoarthrinium moseri, 2871 nucleotides. RefSeq lists its product as uncharacterized. The transcript is spliced from 3 exons. Gene Ontology annotation, cellular component: membrane; microtubule; cytoplasm. Gene Ontology annotation, molecular function: GTP binding; GTPase activity; microtubule binding. The record is from RefSeq and is a predicted model, not a curated record. The coding region runs from base 1 to 2871 and encodes 956 amino acids. Lineage: Eukaryota; Fungi; Ascomycota; Sordariomycetes; Amphisphaeriales; Apiosporaceae.
AUGAAGAGUGCCGGCCUCCGCAAGAUGCCGCGACGCACAGCUAUCAAGCCCGAGCCCCAAGAGGCGAGCCAGACACCAUCUGCCGUAUCUCACUCUCACACCAGCGAGAGUCGAUCACCAUCCAUUCCAAAUGGAAUUCCGCCGCUGAACGCAAAUCAGUCCUUCUAUCGUUCGGACGCCCCAAGCAUCGAGACCAGACAGCGUCCUCGUCAGCAGCUUCGAGGUGACGCCUCCGUAACAACUCAUGACACACCACAGCUUAUGGAAAUGCGGCCUCGCCAUUCCGAUCACAAGGGGCGCAAUGUGACCCCAGCAUCCUCCCAGAGCGAGAGUGUCCAGCAAAGCUUCAUGCACCAGUCUUUCACAGAUAUCGGAAUGAAGUUGAAAGCUUGUAACGACACGUUGGGUGAGUUGCAGCAGUUGGGUAUCUCGCACGUUGCCCAACUUCCAGAGUUGGUCAUGGUCGGUGACCAGUCAGCCGGCAAAUCAAGCCUGAUGUCUGGCCUGGCGGAGCUUGAUCUCCCUCGAAGUGGUGGAGUUUGCACGCGAUGUCCCAUCCACAUCCGUCUCAGCCGCGACAACCGCUGGUCUUGCACAGUCUCGCUGCAGAUAGACUACGAUUACCAGCCGCGCGGCCCAGUUAGAAGGUCUGAUGUUACUCGAAACAACCCUUUUCCUCCGUGGGUCAAAAAGCCACGCGUCGUGAAACACUUCAAGUCGAUCGAUUUCGACGAGAGACUGCACACGGAAGAAGUCCUUCGAUGGGCACAGGUGGCCAUCUUGAAUCCCAAUCAUGCCUCUAGCAUCUUCGUCCCGGGCGAAGGAGCCUACGCCAGGGAUAACGUGUUACAGGCAGCGGCAGAUGCUACGGAGGCUCAAUUCUCCCCCAACAUCGUCGCUCUGGAGAUGAAGGGUCCCAACCUUCCAGACCUGAGUUUCUACGAUUUACCAGGAGUUUUCUCCACACCAGCCCGCGAGGAAGACGAGUAUCUUGUCCAGGUUGUAAGAAACCUCUCCAGCGAGUAUAUCUGCCGAUCGCAAGCCAUCAUCCUGUGGGCGUUACCGAUGAAUAACGACCCGGAGACCUCGAUAUCCCUAGGGCUCAUCAGAGCGGCCAAGGCCCAGGAGCGAACUGUUGGUGUUUUGACGAAGGCUGACAUGGUUCGGCCUGAAGAUACACCGCAAUGGCUUUCGGUGCUUCGUGGCGAGAAACACCCUGUGGGACGCGGCUACUUCAUUACCUCCCGUCCCGUUUUGCCGAAUGAUGAUGGCAACAUGGACCGGCUCAAUCAGUGGGAGGAGCAAUUCUUCACUAGUAACGAGCAGCACUGGCCUCCCGACUUCCACGAAUUUUCGGACCGGUGUGGCGUGGAAGUUCUUAAGGCCUUUCUCUCAAAAUGCCUUGGCGAAGCCUUCUCCAGAAGUUUGCCAGCAAUUAAAAACAAAGUCAGGGCCCGCCUAGCUGAGAUUAGAGACCAGCUGUCAGAGCUUCCUGAGCUUCCUCACAACGUGGAACAUGAAGUUAGGAAGAGCUUGUACGAUUUCAAUGAUGCGGUCAAGCUUGCGGUCAAAGAUACGGACUUUCAAGCGAAGUGGGACGAGCUAAAUAAGUACUUCCAAGCCUGCGUUCUCACCAUCAAACCGACUUGCAAAGUAGCGCCCGGGCCUGAUGAACCGACUCCAUAUAGAGAACACAAUAACGGCGUCGUUGAGAUUCUGGAUGACCCCAAUUCGGUUGAUACCCCGUCACGGAAGCGGCCGAGGCCCAGCGACCACACCAUCAGAGCAACACCAAAACGAUCGCGAGCAGAAGAACCAGGAAUGAGUCCAGUCAAGCAGGAAGGUGGUGGUGGUGGUUCCGCGACCCCUAGUGCUUGGCGCACUACACCGAUGCCGGGCGGUAAAGUCACGGAAUUGGGCCCCUUCAGAGACUUUGCCGAGAUUGGACGACAGGGACUCAACUUGCAAACCAUCCGGAAUGAGAUCACUCGCCGUCGACGUGCUGGUCUACCUGCUGAGAUUGUGUCUUCCGAAGUGUACGACUCCCUAGUGAUUGGCGCCAUCACCAAAUGGAAGAAGCCCCUGGAACUGUACAUUUCGCUCACGAUGGCGCUGUUCAAGUCGACUCUUCGUAACGCCUUAGAGGAGAGCAUGGCUACUCUUUCAAAGCGGAUGAUUUUCAAGGCGGCGGAUGCCCAGCUAAUGGUAUAUAUUGAGAAGAUGGAAAUGUUCCAGCGAGCCAAACUGGAGGACCUCUUUGAUGCAGAAACAUACCAGAUGUACACAACCAACAACGAUGCUUUCAAGAGAUACAAGGAGGCUGAGCUAGAGACCCUCAAGCGCCACCGCGCCAUAUACAUGCUGAGGCACGCUGGAAUCUUUGAUGCAGACUACAAGAUCCUGCCAUUAGAGAGGAUGAGCCAGGAGAAACGUCACAAAGAACGCGAUGAGAUCAGCAAGGGUCUCUUGAAACUGGGACCUGAGGAAUUUGCCACCGAGAUUGAAGUUGCAGCGACGGUGCGCGGCUACUACAUUCUUGCCGCGAUGCGCUUCGUCGAGAGCGUAACGCUGAGCCUGAAUUCCAAACUCUUCCGUGCAGUGGCUUCAAACAGUCUUCAUGAGGACUUGACAGCAGAAUUAGGCCUCAAUCAAGCGGACGACACCACCUUCGCUCGACUUAUGGAAGAGGACGGCGAGAUUGCCAACAAGAGGGAACAGCUCAAGGGGGAGAAGAAGAAGCUCUCCCGAGCCACACAGUCCAUCGAUAACCUGGAGUUCCCAGACGGCGGUGGCGGUGCACUCGAUGGCCCGUUCGGUCGUCUUUCUCAGAGUGUCGUUGACCUAGACACUGUGAUGGAGGAUGAGAUUUGA